AGGUUCUUGACAUUCAAAUGAUAUUGAAAAAUCCGCCGUCAGUGGUCGAUAGAUUUUCCCGGCUUUUCGCAAUUUUUACUACUUUUUCGCGCUCUUUUUCUGUGAAUUCCCUUUGCCGAAAUCAUGUCUGCAAGACCUUUUCUUCCAUCUGAGUCCGCUUGGCAGGAUAUUCAGGCGUACUUCAGUGAAAACGGUGCCAAAAUCAACAUCAAGAAGCUCUUUGAGGAAGAUGCCAAUCGAUUUGAUAAGUUCAGCCUGAAGCUCUCCACGCCCGCCGAUGGCGACAUCCUGCUGGACUACUCGAAGAAUCGCAUCACGGACGAAGCAUGGAAGAGACUGCUGAAGCUGGCCGAGGUCAGGAGGGUGGCCGAGGCCAGGACAGCCAUGUUCUCCGGGGAGCACAUCAACAUCACCGAGGAUCGCGCUGUCCUGCAUGUUGCGCUGAGAGAUCGGUCAGGCCAGGCCAUCUUGGUCGAUGGCAAGGACGUGAUGCCGGACGUGCGCGCUGUGCUGGCGCACAUGAAGGAAUUCUCCGAGCAAGUGAUCUCGGGCUCGUGGAAGGGCUACACAGGCAAGGCCAUGACUGAUGUGGUGAACAUCGGCAUAGGCGGCUCUGACCUGGGCCCUCUGAUGGUCACCGAGGCGCUGAAGCCCUUCAACAAGGGCCUGCGACAGCACUUCGUGUCCAACAUCGACGGCACGCACAUGGCAGAGACGCUGCGUCGCGUGAGUGCCGAGACCACGCUGUUCAUCAUCGCCUCCAAGACCUUCACCACCCAGGAGACCAUCACCAACGCCACGUCGGCGAAGACCUGGCUCCUGGAGCAGGCCAAGGACCCCUCGGCCGUGGCGAAGCACUUCGUGGCGCUGUCCACCAACACGGAGAAGGUGAAGGCCUUCGGCAUCGACGAGAAGAACAUGUUCGGCUUCUGGGACUGGGUCGGCGGACGCUACAGCCUCUGGUCGGCCAUCGGCCUGUCCAUCGCCCUGGCCGUGGGCUUCGGCGACUUCGAGAGGCUCCUAGAGGGCGCCUUCUUCAUGGAUCAGCACUUCAAGUCGGCGCCCCUAGAGAAGAACGCCCCGGUCAUCCUGGCCCUGCUGGGAAUUUGGUACUCCAACUUCUUCGGCGCCGAGACGCACGCUCUGCUGCCCUACGAUCAGUAUCUGCACAGGUUCGCGGCCUACUUCCAGCAAGGCGACAUGGAGAGCAACGGAAAGGGCGUCACGAAGGGCGGCGAUCGCGUGACUUACGGCACUGGGCCCAUCGUCUGGGGUGAGCCUGGCACCAACGGCCAGCACGCCUUCUACCAGCUCAUCCACCAGGGCAGUCGGCUCAUCCCGUGUGACUUCAUCGCGCCGGCGCAGACGCACAAUCCCAUCGCCGGCGGCGCACACCACAAGAUCCUGCUGGCCAACUUCCUGGCCCAAACCGAGGCCCUGAUGGCGGGCAAGAGCGAGGCGCAGGCCAAGCAGGAGCUCGAGCAGUCUGGCCUGGCCGGCGAGAAGCUGGCCCAGCUGCUGCCGCACAAAGUCUUCACCGGCAACCGGCCGACGAACUCCAUCGUAGUGAAGCGGGUCACGCCCUUCACGCUGGGCGCGCUGAUCGCGCUGUACGAGCACAAGAUCUUCACGCAGGGCGUCAUCUGGGACAUCAACAGCUUCGAUCAGUGGGGCGUGGAGCUGGGCAAGCAGCUGGCCAAGGCCAUUGAGCCCGAGCUGGCCACGCCAGACCCGGUCAAGUCCCACGACUCGUCCACCAACGGACUCAUCAACUUCCUGAAGGCGAAUUGGUGAGAGGAAGCCGAAUAAUCUCCAUAUCGAAUAUCAGCGGUCAUUAUAUUAUUAUUCAUGGAAAACAGUGUUGUGGUUAUUGUAAUAAAGAAGAAUGCGUUUCAAACGAAA
Molecule: messenger RNA, 1902 nt
Organism: Phlebotomus argentipes
Lineage: Eukaryota; Metazoa; Arthropoda; Insecta; Diptera; Psychodidae
Gene: Pgi
Product: glucose-6-phosphate isomerase
Exons: 4
Coding region: 124-1794 (556 amino acids)
Biological process (GO): glycolytic process; gluconeogenesis; glucose 6-phosphate metabolic process
Cellular component (GO): cytosol
Molecular function (GO): glucose-6-phosphate isomerase activity; carbohydrate derivative binding; monosaccharide binding
Source: RefSeq, a predicted model, not a curated record